UCGCUGCCCCUCUGAGCCUGAGCUGACCCAGUGAGGCCCCUGACCCCACCCCGACCCCCGCCAGGAAGCCAGCACAUUCAGCUUCCUGCGUCGCAGGCCCCAGCCUCUGGCGUGGGCUGGGGGCCCGCCCUGGGGGGCUGGGGUUGGGCCAGCGAGAGCCUGAGCUGACGCAGCUGCAGGGAGGGUGACCUGCAUGCCAAGCGCCGCCCCUGCGCCAUGGACCGCGGCCAGCCCACUCCGGAGCCCGCGGCAGCGGACCACGUCGCCCCCGGCCCGAGCGUGAUCGCGCCCGUGCGCGCCGUGGUCCGCCUGCGCCGCUGCGUGCGCCUCCUGCGCAAGCGGUGCCUCCCGCCUACGGCCGUGAGGCCGGACUCCGAGCCCCGGGCGCCGCGCGCGCACCCGGAGCAGCCUCAGUUCUUCACCUUCGACGGCCCGGCGGAGCUGUCCUCGAGGCCGCCGCGAAAGAAGCGCCGGCGCCGCCGCGUGGUGCUCUACCCCGAGACGUCGCGCAAGUACCGGCCGCGCGUGGAGCGCCGGAGCCGCGCGCAGCGUUGCCUGUUGUUGCUCGUGGCCAUCGUGGGCUUCCAGGUGCUCAACGCCAUCGAGAACCUGGACGAUAACUCGCAGCGCUAUGACCUUGACGGGCUGGAGAAGGCGCUGCAGCGUGCCGUGUUCGGCCAGCCGGCGGCCGUGGAGCGCAUCGUGGCGCUGCUGCGGGACUACCUGGCCACGCACGUGCACAGCCGCCCGCUGCUCCUGGCGCUGCACGGGCCCAGCGGCGUGGGCAAGAGCCAUGUGGGCCGCCUGCUGGCGCGCCACUUCCGCGCGGUGCUUGAGGACGGCGCGCUCGUGCUGCAGUACCACGUGCGGCACCACUGCCCCGAGCCGCGCGCCGCGGAGGACUGCCGCCAGGAGCUGGCGCGGCGCGUGGCCGACGUCGUGGCGCGGGCCGAGGCGGAGGAGAAGACCCCGCUCCUGGUUCUGGACGACGUGGAGCUCCUGCCGCCGGCGCUGCUGGACGAGCUGCACGGCUUCCUGCAGCCGCAGCGCUCGCACCACUUCCACAAUGCCAUCUACGUGCUCCUCAGCGGCAAUGGCGGCGCGGAGGUCACGCGCUUCGUGCUGCAGAACGCGUCCCGCGCGCUGGCCCUGCGCGCAGACGGCGCCCACGGGGCCGGGGCCGCGGCGGUGGCGGCACAGGCCGAGGAGGAGCUGCGCGCCAGCCUGAGGGCGCUCCUGGUCCGCGAGCACCCGCUGUGGCAGGUCGCGACUAUCGUGCCCUUCCUGCUGCUGGACAAGGGGGACGUGGUCAACUGCUUUCGGGACGAGAUGGCCGGGGAGGGCUUCUUCCCGGAGCAGGCCCGCGCCGAGCUCCUGGCCGCGCAGCUGAGUUACUACCGCGUGGCUGGCCGCGAGUUCGCCGUCACUGGCUGCAAGCAGGUGGUGGCCACGGUGAACCUCUUGUAGCGCAGGUGCCACCGGACGCAGUGGACGCCCACUGGCACGACGGGACGUUGGUUUGACAGGGGCAGUUGGAGGGAGGGGACCCUGUGGAUUUGCCCCAGGCCUCUAAGCCUCGAAUAAAUCUGUCCAUGGCCCUC
This is a messenger RNA of Delphinapterus leucas (beluga whale), 1601 nucleotides long. It is a transcript of the gene TOR4A, whose product is annotated as torsin family 4 member A. Lineage: Eukaryota; Metazoa; Chordata; Mammalia; Artiodactyla; Monodontidae. Gene Ontology annotation, molecular function: ATP binding; ATP hydrolysis activity. The record is from RefSeq and is a predicted model, not a curated record. Gene Ontology annotation, cellular component: endoplasmic reticulum lumen; nuclear envelope.